AUGCGACGUCGAGUAGCUUCUCAGGUGUGGACACUGUCGCGGAUCCAUCGCGUACUGAGACCACUUAGGACCAAAGUAGCUGCUUUGUCUGCCUCUCUUAAAAAGGAGAAGCGGAUCGGUCUUCCCCUGAAUACUACUGCACCGACACCAACACCAACCCGACGACCUCCUCUUCGACGAACCUAUCACAUACGCCACAAGCGGAAGAGAGCCUCCGAAAACUCCGAUGACGAAGCACAGUACAUUCCGGGCUCCGAAAAACCCCGGUCUACUAAACCAAAAUCACUAAAACCACCGAAACUGCCAAAGCCAGAGAGACGAUGGUCACCAGAGGUCCUCGAACGAAUGUCGGCCGUUGUCGAUGCUUUUCGGGUACUUGCCGAUGUAGUCUAUGACGAACAGGUGGAAACAGAAAGUGGAGAGGAAAAUCUGCUCAAGCUGCGGGAUCUCUGCGUCCGAGUCUUGGCUACGGAUAUCGAGCCCUCCGCAAUUGCUGCGGCAGGCCCUGCACAUGACGACAGCGACGACGAGGGAGAACUAGUGGAUUUGACUAAUGUUGUCGAUCAAAGAUUUGAAGAAAUUCCCGAGCACCUUCGUCGAGGAUCUAUCAUACCAUAUGCCCUGUCGAUGAUAAAACACCAUGUUGACAUAAUCACGCCUCUUCCCCAGCUCUGGAAUCAUUUGCUCGGAAUAUGCAUGUCUUCGUCGGCCUCACCCUCUCCACCAAACACGGCCGACAUUCUGCAAAUAUGCUCGAACUUGUUCUUUGCAGCACUCCACCAACCCCGCUCGGGAUCCCGUGGACUCGCAUUCCUAUAUCGCAACAUUGUUGGCUCGGAACAGGAUAAAAUCUCUUCUGAGAUCUUUUGUCAGGCUUUCCUGGAGGUUCUAAUAUCCGAGGAAGAUAACCUUGAAAACAACUACGAUAUCCCUCCCGAAUUUGGUGACCUGACCUUUCAACCAUUGUCUCGUGUCAACUUGAUUCAAUCCCCAAAUCGAACUCCUGCACGCCGUAGGGGUAUCAUACCACCAACUCCGCCAACGUACAACCCAUCUUCCGAUUCCGAUGAUCCCACAGGAACACUAUUCCCCAUCCGAUCCCUGCUCUCUCGAUCGGUGGGACAUUUGAUCGCAGAACUGAAUCCAACUGAACUACUUGGAUUUGUUGAGACUGCGGCGCAGGCCUUGCUACGCUGGGUGCGAAGCGAUCAAUAUGCAGCUCUCUCACGAGAGCGAAGAAACACUCUUCAACGCAAAGCCGACGAUGUGCGCUCAUUGGCGCCUCGAUUAUGCGCAAGGAUCGGGGAUUGGGUGACAAUGCUUCUGUCGGAUGUUUGGAGUCGUCCGAUCGGCCUGGGAGAGUUGGGAGCGGCUGCGUCGGCUCUGGGCCAGAUUGUGGAGCUCGCGCUUGACGAAACCUCUGUUGGCGUAGACGAUCCUCUUGGUCAUGUUCUUCAACGAUGGACCAAUAAAUGGGCGCAGCUCGACGUCGGCGAUCCGUUUUGCGCAUUAGCCUGCGUAUACUUUGCUAAAUAUCCAAAGGAAGCUUCACUGAGUGGUGAAAGCUCUAGACUUGCUACGUUGCUAUAUCGAUUACCUUUGACGGGCCGAAACUGCAAUAUUUUGGUUGGCACUUUGAGCGAGUUACAUGGGCCAAGUGGCUGGAGCACGGCGCGCCCACAACGACAUCCUUCCUUUAGUUUCCCCGAGCCAAUACCACAUGGCGCCACGCCCGAGAUUGACUCUCCAGAGUUUUUCUGCCCGCCCCCAACUUUCCUACAAGCCAUCCAAAUUUACGCUCGUGCCCUGGCCAAAGCCAAUUGCCCGCACCUAGAAACAACGCUGCUACAACUGAUCGUAAAUGAUUCUCCCUAUCUUGGCAAUGAAGUCGAGGAUAUGCUUGAAGAUGCUGAAACGAGAUGGGGCAAAAUUGGCUCGGACAAGGGCGACGGAGGAGAGGCAAGUUGGGAGUGGGCCCGUUCCAAGUGGCGAUGGGAUGAAAUCACAAAUACGUGGGUCGAUGCGAGCAAGCCUAUACCUUUUGUCGGAGGUGUCCCAGCACCGAUCCUGUCAAGACGACCCGCAUCGCAGAGGGCCAAACCACAGAGCAAGCCGAAGAAGACCAAGAGACCGGUGGAAGUUAUUACUGUUUCGUCUGAUACCGAACCUGCGUGCGAUGAUCUGGGGGUCGACUCGGAUGCUACAGCACCAGCAUGGGGCGAGGAGGAUGAUUAUUCCGAUGAUGAGUUCUCCGCGAUCCCAGCCCCCGAGUACACGAACCUUCACCAAAUACGCUCGCCGAUCAAGACCCGUCGUCAAUCCCUCGCACGACCACGACCACGACCCCAACCUCUGGAAAUUUCUUCGGAUAACGAGCGCCAGGAUCCCACGGACCAACGAAGGAAGAAUGCGUCCAGGCGCGCGCGUCCGAGUUUCGAUUGGGACUGGGACUCGGGAUCCGAGUCCGAAUCCGAUUCCAAUGCUGGAAGUGGCACCGAGUCCGGUUCUGAGGCUGGAGAAAGUGACUUUGAUUGGACUCGGUACAAUGGCAGAUAUCACCCUCACGACCGUUUACCUUCUCGGAAUUCGUCUGGGCCAGACAGACCCCGACGGUCUUUGAAUCGGACAUCCAACACCACUAUAGCUACUGGGAGCUCUUUCCGCCGCAAGGACUCUGACGAGGAAAACCGCUCGGACGUGUUUGGAACUGGACCAACCCGACCACCGAAUCGCGUGGUCUCCGCUCCUGCCGUAAAGCGACAACGUGUGGUGGUCGAAAUACCUGUUCUCAGCAAACGGUCCUUUAAUCGGUCGUUUUCCAUAGCCGGUUCGAAGCAACGUUCUAUACUUGGCGACCACAACGCACCUCGCCGGCACAGCACUUCCAGCAAACCCAAGAUGCAGUUCUACAUUUCGCCCCCGCCGCCACCUCCACCACCACCCAAACGAUCGGCGAGAACCGCACAGGAGAUCACGACCUCUACUUUGGAGAGACUCUGCAGCCAGUUCACCCAGCUUAGCUCAGACGACGACCGAGAUAUGGUUAUUGAUCUGGUUGAAGAUAGUCAAGACGAGACUGAAGAUACGAGCGUUGAACGACGGAUGGCGAUGCCUUCGUCGGAUGAUAUGAAUUUAUUCGAGGUCGUGACUCCUGCCUCGCGCAAAGUGCGACCUCGGUCAAGUUUCAGGAUAUAA
Rhizoctonia solani is the source of this 3195-nucleotide messenger RNA. RefSeq lists its product as uncharacterized. Lineage: Eukaryota; Fungi; Basidiomycota; Agaricomycetes; Cantharellales; Ceratobasidiaceae. The transcript is spliced from 2 exons. The coding region runs from base 1 to 3195 and encodes 1064 amino acids. The record is from RefSeq and is a predicted model, not a curated record.